GGCGAGCCUAUUUGCAAAGGAACAAUGGAGAACGCUUCUGAAAACGCAGCUUGGCCAAUGGCCGACGAGGCCCUUGCCCAGGAGAUCUUGGAUCUCUUGCAGCAGGGUACCCAUUACCGGCAGGUGAAGAAAGGAGCAAACGAAGCCACGAAGUCUGUGAACCGCGGCGUUUCCGAGCUCGUCGUCCUCGCCGGAGAUACUACUCCCCUUGCAAUCGUCAUGCACCUCCCCCUCCUCUGCGAGGAUAAGAACGUGCCGUACGUUUUCCUGCCCAGCAAGAUUUCGAUCGGUCGAGCAUGCGGUGUGGGCCGUCCUAUUAUCGCGGCCAGCAUCAACUCCAACGAGGCGAGCGACCUGGCUCCCCAGAUUAGACGACUCAAGGAGAAGGUGGAGAGAGAUGCCAUCUAAGGACUUGCUUUCAUAAAUACAGGUUUUUGGUCCGUCCGGGAAUGGUGAAUUCUACGCCGACUUAGGGUCUUGGAUACAUGCCAAGUUACCUCCUCUUGCAGGAUUAUAGUUUUCUACCCGGCGGCUUUUGAUUAAGUCGCUAGAAGCUCAAUAAGAAACCCAUUGCUCAAAU
This is a messenger RNA of Aspergillus ochraceoroseus IBT 24754, 580 nucleotides long. RefSeq lists its product as uncharacterized. The transcript is spliced from 3 exons. The record is from RefSeq and is a predicted model, not a curated record. Bases 25 to 408 code for a protein of 127 amino acids. Gene Ontology annotation, biological process: maturation of SSU-rRNA; mRNA splicing, via spliceosome. Gene Ontology annotation, cellular component: box C/D methylation guide snoRNP complex; nucleolus; precatalytic spliceosome. NCBI's taxonomy places the organism in Eukaryota, Fungi, Ascomycota, Eurotiomycetes, Eurotiales, Aspergillaceae. Gene Ontology annotation, molecular function: RNA binding.